Molecule: messenger RNA, 549 nt
Organism: Trypanosoma grayi
Lineage: Eukaryota; Euglenozoa; Kinetoplastea; Trypanosomatida; Trypanosomatidae
Exons: 1
Coding region: 1-549 (182 amino acids)
Source: RefSeq, a predicted model, not a curated record
AUGUUCUUUAGCCUCGAUGGGCUGCUGGUGCGCGGCGAGGAGACGCCACUGCUGAGCGUCGCGGAGGGGCAGCAGCUCGUCGCGCUCUACCGCCUCCUCCACCGCCUGCACCGCUCCGGGCAGCCGCACGACAACAGCAGCCACAACGCCCCACCGCAGCUGCAGCAGCCAACACCUGCGGUGCCGUUCCCCAUGUUUCUGCAGCCGGAAGGUGAGGCCGCCGCGGUGGCAGCGGCACCCGGCUGCACCGAUGAUGGCAGCGGCGAGGUAAGCAACAGCGGUGGCAGCAGAAGCAGCAGCAGUAGCAGCGGCACCAGCAACACGAACAGAGCGGCGAAUCGUAUGGAGGAGGCGCACGUACGAGCACUGGCGCCCGGCGACGCCGUCAACGCCCCACGAAGCUGCAGUGGUGCGGAGUGGUCAGGGCCAGGAACAAAAACAACGAUGCAGGUGUGCACCUCGCAGCGGGAGCUGUUCUGUGUGCAGCGGGUGGUGCCAUCGACGUCGGAUGCCCUGUUCCUGUGUGGCGCGGCGACGCCCGCCCCGUGA